Molecule: messenger RNA, 834 nt
Organism: Neoarius graeffei (lesser salmon catfish)
Lineage: Eukaryota; Metazoa; Chordata; Actinopteri; Siluriformes; Ariidae
Product: serine/arginine-rich splicing factor 7-like
Exons: 8
Coding region: 38-709 (223 amino acids)
Biological process (GO): mRNA splicing, via spliceosome
Cellular component (GO): nuclear speck
Molecular function (GO): RNA binding; zinc ion binding
Source: RefSeq, a predicted model, not a curated record
GUGUCAGUCUGUGACGUUCCUUGUUCGAUUCUGUGAGAUGUCCAGGUACGGUCGGCACGGAGGGGAGACUAAAGUUUAUGUUGGGAACCUCGGCACUGGUGCAGGGAAAGGCGAACUCGAGCGGGCUUUCGGUUAUUACGGGCCAUUGAGAACGGUGUGGAUUGCCAGAAACCCUCCAGGAUUUGCCUUUGUCGAAUUUGAUGAUCCCAGAGACGCUGAGGAUGCCGUCCGUGGCCUCGAUGGCAAAGUGAUCUGUGGAACCCGUGUACGUGUCGAGUUAUCAACAGGUAUGCCGCGCCGCUCCCGUUACGACCGCCCGCCCACUCGGCGCCCCUUCGACCCUAACGACCGUUGCUACGAGUGCGGUGAGAAGGGGCAUUACGCGUACGACUGUCACCGCUACAGUCGCCGCAGACGGAGCAGGUCUCGUUCUCGCUCACGCUCUCGUGGACGGAGGUAUUCUCGUUCCCGCUCUCGCAGCCGGAGCCGAGGCAGGAGGUCGAGGUCCUUCUCUCCUCGCCGCUCCGGCUCCCCAUGGAGGUCCAGGUCUCGCACACCCAGAAGGUCCAGGUCUAGAUCACGAUCCAGAUCUCGUUCUGUAUCUCAUCCGAGGAGCAGAUCAGGCUCUGUUGGGAGAUCCAGGUCUGAUUCUGCAGCCAGGAGUCGCUCUCCUUCUCGAAGCCCCAGCAGAAGCAAGAGCCCAGAAUGAGCUGACCUAAGGAUCCUCAACUAUCUAUAUAAAUUUAAUUUAAAAAAUUUUUCCCCCUUAUCAUUGUCUUUUUUUGUUUGUUUGUUUGUUUGUUUGUUUGCAUCUCAGUUUGGAAUUGAAGAUUU